This is a messenger RNA of Solea senegalensis (Senegalese sole), 3908 nucleotides long. RefSeq names its product prostaglandin G/H synthase 1-like. The record is from RefSeq and is a predicted model, not a curated record. The transcript has 15 exons. NCBI's taxonomy places the organism in Eukaryota, Metazoa, Chordata, Actinopteri, Pleuronectiformes, Soleidae. Gene Ontology annotation, molecular function: prostaglandin-endoperoxide synthase activity; oxidoreductase activity, acting on single donors with incorporation of molecular oxygen, incorporation of two atoms of oxygen; heme binding. Gene Ontology annotation, biological process: response to oxidative stress; regulation of G protein-coupled receptor signaling pathway; cyclooxygenase pathway. Gene Ontology annotation, cellular component: cytoplasm; neuron projection. The coding region runs from base 216 to 2978 and encodes 920 amino acids.
UGCAGGUGAAGGAAGGCGCAGUGCGAAGGAGCAGGAGCACUGAACAGGCAGGAGUUUCACUGGUGGCGUGCUGGUUCCUCUGACACUGUCCAGCUGUGAACGCCUGGAUCUCCUCCCUACAUCUGUGGACCAACCUGAAUCCCCUGCAUAGGCUGGAUUAUUGCACUUUCCUCCAUUUGUUUUGAGUUGGGAAUGAAAUUCUUCUGGCUGCUGUAAUGAGAUCCUCUGUCACAGGAUCAGUGUGUGCUCUUCUCCUCCUCCUCCUGCUGGUGUGGGAGCCUGCAUGCUUGGGUGAUGAGGUUACCUCCAGCACAGGUACUGUAGUGAACCCAUGCUGUUACUUGCCCUGUCAGCACUGGAGCGUGUGCGUACAGUAUGGCCAGGACAAGUAUGAGUGUGACUGCACUCGGACUGGUUACUACGGAGAAAACUGCACCAUCCCGGAGAUUUGGACUCGAGUGCGUCAGUUCUUGAAGCCCAAUCCAGAUGUAGCGCAUUAUAUUCUGACCCAUUUCACCUGGCUGUGGGACAUCAUCAAUAACACUUUCCUACGUGAUGUUCUCAUGCGGUUGGUGCUUAUAGUCAGGUCCAACUUAAUACCCAGUCCUCCAACCUUCAACUCUAAGUACAGCUACCUCAGCUGGGAAUCCUACUACAACCUGAGCUACUACACUCGGCUCCUGCCUCCAGUACCCGACGACUGCCCAACACCUCUGGGAGUUAAAGGCAAGGCUGGGCUACCUGACCCUGAGCUGCUGGUUGAGAAGCUGCUGAAGAGAAGGACGUUCCGACCCGACCCCCAGGGCACCAACCUCAUGUUCGCAUUCUUCGCCCAGCACUUCACCCACCAAUUCUUUAAGACCUACAAUCGCAUGGGCCUGGGCUUCACUAAGGCACUAGCACAUGGGGUGGAUGCAGGACACGUGUAUGGUGACAACCUGGAACGUCAACUCAAGCUCAGGCUUCACAAAGAUGGAAAACUCAAAUAUCAGUUAAUCGAUGGUGAAGUCUACCCUCCUACUGUGAACGAUGCACCUGUAAGGAUGAGCUACCCACCCGGGGUCCCACCGGAGCAUCAGAUGGCUAUUGGUCAGGAAGUGUAUGGACUUCUCCCUGGUCUGGGGAUGUACGCCACGCUGUGGCUGAGAGAACAUAAUCGAGUCUGCGACAUCCUGAAAGCAGAGCAUCCCACCUGGGAUGAUGAGCAGCUCUUCCAGACUGCACGCUUCAUCAUCAUUGGUGAGACAAUAAAAAUUGUGAUAGAGGAGUACGUGCAGCAUCUCAGUGGAUACCGGCUGCAGCUGAAGUUUGAUCCCACCCUGCUGUUUAACACUAACUUCCAGUACGGGAACCGGAUCGCUCUGGAGUUCAGCCAGCUCUACCACUGGCACCCACUGAUGCCUGACAGCUUCUUUAUAAACGGAGAUGAACUGUUGUACCCACAGUUCCUCUUCAACUCAUCUGUCCUCACCCACUACGGCGUGGAAAAGAUGGUGGAUGCUUUCUCUCGGCAAGUCGCUGGCCAGGUCGGCGGGGGCCAUAACAUCAAUGCUGUGGUGACUAGAGUGGCUGUGGGAGCCAUAAAGGAGUCCCGCCAGCUCCGCAUGCAGCCGUUCAAUGAGUACAGAAAGCGUUUCAACCUCACACCGUACACUUCCUUCAGACAAUUCACUGAUGACGAGGAGAUAGCCAGUGUGCUUGAAGAACUCUAUGAAGAUAUUGACAGUCUUGAGUUUUAUCCUGGCUUGUUACUGGAGAAAACGCGACCUAACGCCAUAUUUGGAGAGAGCAUGGUGGAGAUGGGUGCCCCCUUCUCUCUGAAAGGUCUUCUGGGAAACCCGAUAUGUUCUCCAGAAUACUGGAAGCCCAGCACCUUUGGAGGCAAAGUUGGUUUUGACAUUGUGAACUCUGCCACACUUAAGAAGCUGGUCUGUCAGAACACCAGGACAUGUCCUUAUGUGGCAUUUAGAAUACCAAGAGAGGAGCAAUCACAGAGUGGGAAAAGUGAUAGUGAAAUUAGGACUGAGGAGUGCACGUCCUUGUAUUCAACUGUUGUCAUGACGACUCUGGACGACAAGAUUCUGGGAGAGAAGCUGCAGUAUUACUACAGCAGCAGUGAGGAUGAAGGCAGCGACGAUGAGGAUGGGGAUGGGGAUAACAAGACCAUCCGGGACACCAGUGUCGCUGAGCCAGAGAUCGACUACAGUGCUGAUGGAAGUGCUGUGAACACAGGACCAAAGGGUGUGAUCAAUGACUGGAGAAAAUAUAAGCAGCUGGAGGUGGAGCAGAAACAAGAGCAGAAGAGGGAGAUGGAGCGACUGAUCAAGAAGCUGUCAAUGACCUGUCGCUCUGACCUGGACUUGGAAAAGGACAAAGAGAAACAAAAAGAGCUACAGGAGAAAAUUAAAGGCAAAAUGACAAUGCAGGAGUACAACAUGCUUCAGGAAGAGGAGGACGACGAAGACUUCCUCCGGCAUUACCGCAUGCAGCGCAUUGAAGAGAUGCGGCGCCAGCUCUGCCGCGGUAAGCGCUUUGAGCAGGUCUACGAGCUCAGCAGUGGCGAGGAAUUCCUGGAGGCUUUAGACAAGGAGGAUAAAAGCACACUGGUCAUGAUCCACAUCUACGAGCCAGAUGUCCCGGGCUGUGAGUCCAUGAGUGGUUGCCUGCUGUGUCUGGCUCAGGAAUACCCGCUGGUCAAAUUCUGCAGUGUACGCAGCUCGGCCAUCAGCACCAGUUCUCUGUUCAGAGACAGCGCUCUUCCUGCGCUGCUUGUUUACAAAGGAGGAGACCUGAUCGGCAACUUUGUGCGGCUGACUGAUCAGCUGGGGGAAGAUUUCUUUGCUGUGGAUCUGGAGGCCCUGCUGCAGGAGUAUGGUCUGCUACCUGACAAGUCCCCGGUCGCCCCUAAGACGGUUCGGAAUGGAGCUAUCAUACAGAACAAUGUGAGCGAUGAUGACUCCGACCUUGAUAUAGACUAGAGCAAUGAUAUCUAACACAUUGUAUGCUUAAGAAAUGUGUACUGCCACAAUCUGCAUGGACAAUAUACCAUUCAUAAACAUUUAUGUGGACCAUAUGUAGUGAUAAAGGACUGAGCCAGGAUUGUAAUUUUUACUUCGCACACAGCAGCGUACAAGGCAACACACAAGGAGAACCAAAAUGUAAAUGCACACAAAAACAGACGACAUCAUACCAUGGUAAACAUAAAUCAUAUUUAGAGUAAAAAUUUCUUAUUUUUUUCCCCCAGCAACCUAUUGUUGAGCACACACUGAGAAUUUAUGUGUAGGUAAAUGUUUUGUUUGAUUUGUGACUGUCAGCUAUUUAUUUGUUGUGUUAAAGGACCAGUGAGUGUAUAAGUUUUAGUAGCAUCCAGUCAUGAAAUUGAAUACAUAUUGCAAAAUUAUUUUCUUUAACAGAACAGGUUCAGUUCAGUGGAUGUUUUGCCUCAGAUUUACAAAAUGUUUGUUGUUUUCUGUCCAUAAAGAAAUUUAAAACUACAUUGAACUGGUUUCUUCAACUUUGACAUUGGAGCAAAACUCAGUUUUUACCUGGGCUGACAUUUAUCCCAAUGAUUAUUGAUAUAGAUGUGAUUUUAAACAUUUUUAUAAUCAUAUUUUUCAUCCACAUUGCCACAUUUCCUUUUCAAACAUGAAGGAGAACUGUUUGUUGUUAGUUCCAGGUGACUUUGCACAAACAUUUACAUCAUUACAAAUGCAUUCCAUACUUGUACACACUGGUCCUUUUAAAACACAUUUUCCCUAUUUUUGUUUCAUGUACAUCCUCUUUGUAUCAUGUGUCACUAUAGAAUAGAAAAAAUAUUCAGCCCUCACUAACUUAUAGUUACAUUUAUAACUUUUAUAUGUGCUGUACCAUUUAAAAUAGCAAGAAGAAUAAACAGUAAAUUAUUUGGA